UCACGACUCACGACGUGACUCAUCAGACUCACCACUACCCUCUCUGGUCACACAUCGCGUGAGAGAUGCAGUAGGCAUACGCACGCGACUGGUGCAAUCUCAUUCCUUCCCUCCCCCUGCCUCGUCGUCCCUGCCUCGGGGUGCGCUGAUCGCGGCACAGAGGUCCUGCUGUGGUGCAAGUAAUCCUCCUCUUGUGUUGCACAAAGCAAAGGUGCUUGGUACCGCAACAUGGCAUCGUCUUCAGGCUCAGCAGGGCCGCCCUCCAACCUCCCUCGAGCUGCAACAUCUUCUGACGAUGCGGCGUCGCAAUUGGCAGCAUACAGGCAAAGACACGGUUCCCGCGCACUGCAAUCUGACCAAAUGGAUGAGGACGAGGAUGAAAAACAAGUGGCAGCAGAGCUACUUGCUGAUAAUGCCGACUGGCAAAGGGUCGACCCGGUACAGCAAACUUCUGAACGAUUGGGCGAUGAGAAUGCGCUGAUUCGAGAUCUGCUGCGUUCACCUUCUGAAGAAGCGCCUGCUCAGCAACAGGCAAGAGUCGACCCUGUGGGUACAGCUGCCGAUGAGCGACAGGCACAGGCAACGCGAGCUGCAGCUCGGGCCAUCGCGCUUGGCAAUGUGACUGUGAAGGACUUGAAGAACAGGAAUUGUUGGAUCUGCGCAGAAGGGGACGCAGAGGAUUUGGACACAUCUAACGGUAGGACACAAAGGAUCAGGAAGUGGUUACACCCUUGUCAGUGCAGCUUGGUAGCGCACGAGGUUUGUCUCAGACGAUGGAUCAGGCAUGCGGAUCGACAAGGAAAGGAGCUCAAAUGUCCUCAGUGCGCGCAGCCGUACAAGCUCGACGUGCACAAGUCCUUGUUGCUGCGCGCUGGCGAGUUCCUGGAGCUUGCCAGCGCGCUCGGUCUGCCUGCCGUUUCCAUUGGUGUAGGUCUAUCUGCGAUCUUGCUAGGUCUCACAGCGUACGGAUGUGCGGCUACCAGAUCAUUCGUCGGAAGAGAUGGCUAUGCUAAGCUGCUUGGCGGCAAGUGGCCAUGGUCUCGUUGGAUCGAGAUGCCUCUCAUACCCUUUAUGCUACUGUUGGUGCGCCUGAAGCCAAUCGACUUUUUGUCCACGACGACUUUGCUUGCGACACUUAAUCCCGUAGGCAUUGUCAUCGCGCCAUCACCCAACAGCAUGGUACCCCCCAACCUCCUCAUGGGUCUGUUUCCUAGCCUGAGAAAGGACACAAGAGGUAUUUGGCACGUGCGUGCGGCCUCGCGCAGAAAUUGGCCGCCUGGUCCAGGCGUCACGCUUUUACUGUUCCCCUGGAUCAGAGCCAUCUACUCCAUCGUCAAGCGAGCCAUCACCAGACGCGUGCUUGCCCCUCUCGCACGGCGUGCUGCACCACAGCGCGACGACGGCAGGCCGAGAGAUGGCGCCGCUCGACUCGCCGGCAUGACAGAAGACUUCGUCGCGAAUGUUCAUUUCGGCUGGCACGAUAGACGUGAGGAACUUCAGCGUCGACAUCUUGGACAGGCUCAAGGUAACGCGAAUGUAGCGCGCCCACCUGCGCAGCCGAACGCGAUUGGACAAGCCGCUGCGAAUGCGGAGCAGCUAGCAGAGCAGGACCGACAGGAUGAGGAGGAGGUGGACAGACUGCAGCGUUUUAUACUUGAAGCUGGAGGCCCUCAGCCCGACCUUCGUCUGGCAGACGGUGUGCGAGAUGUAGGCCUGGAUGCUGAGGGCUUGCCACGGCCUGUACCUGCGGGCGCAGCCGCCAUCGACGAGCGCCCAGUCGAAGAGCAACGCCAGGAAGAGGAUGAAGAGGAUGAGGAAGACCCAGAGGAGGAGCAAGGGGACGCGCACGGUGUACACAACGGUAAUCAGCGACGAGUCACCAUCUACGUCACACCCACUAGCUUGGGUCGAUUCUUUCUUGGCACGCUCUCGCUGCCAUUCAUUGGGCAUGCCCUUGGACAAGCCUUAGCGUGGACUGCUCGCUCGUUUGAAUCAAAAUGGGCUCUGCGUAUCCUGGGCAUUGGUCAAGAACCGCACGCAGGCUUGACGGCCGGCAGCGCAAAAUCGUAUCAAUCUCCCGUCUCGGCGCUUUUCAAGACUGGAAACCCUUUUGGCCAUUCCUUCGACUUCUUGAGCUCUAAUGCGUCAUCGCAAGAACGAUUCGUUGAUCCCAAGCAACUGGACUUUGAUGAGAUGGAUCCGAUUUGGUGGAGGACUAUGAUAGGGGCCAGCCUGUGGAUCGUCGUCAAGGACGCUGCGCAGCUCUAUUACAGAGCCGCGAGGCUAAAGCAUGCAAAGAACAGAAAGAAUUUGCAGGUCGAAGAUAAACCAUUCCCUCCUCAUAUGGUUCCUGACUUGGAGCUCCGCGAGCGCAGGUAGCUUUGAGCCCUCUUGCAGUCGACUAUGGCCUGUCCAGAUCAGCAACUCUCAGCCCACCUACUCUCUUUGAAGAACAAGUGCUUCACCACUCGUACAGUACAGCGCAUCAUUCGGUUCACAAAAUGGCAAUACGAUUCUGCGUAGGCAGCACGCAUUGAUGAUGCCUUUGGCACCACUGAUGCUCAAGCCUUCGCCUUGCUCGAC
Ceraceosorus guamensis is the source of this 2583-nucleotide messenger RNA. RefSeq lists its product as hypothetical. The transcript is spliced from 4 exons. Gene Ontology annotation, molecular function: zinc ion binding. NCBI's taxonomy places the organism in Eukaryota, Fungi, Basidiomycota, Exobasidiomycetes, Ceraceosorales, Ceraceosoraceae. The coding region runs from base 229 to 2379 and encodes 716 amino acids. The record is from RefSeq and is a predicted model, not a curated record.